Alosa sapidissima (American shad) is the source of this 748-nucleotide messenger RNA. RefSeq names its product hydroxycarboxylic acid receptor 2-like. Lineage: Eukaryota; Metazoa; Chordata; Actinopteri; Clupeiformes; Clupeidae. The transcript is spliced from 3 exons. Gene Ontology annotation, cellular component: membrane. Gene Ontology annotation, molecular function: G protein-coupled receptor activity. The record is from RefSeq and is a predicted model, not a curated record. Gene Ontology annotation, biological process: G protein-coupled receptor signaling pathway. The annotation marks the transcript as partial.
ACGGGGCGGGAAUCGAACCUGGGUCGCCGGCUAACAGUGCAGGUGCCCCAGCCAGUUGCGCCACAGCUGGGGCCGGUCAGAACGCUUCUUAUACAAGUUGACUUGAGGUCCGCCUGAGUGAAGUGCGUCAUUUCCAGGAGGGACACCUGGGGGACUUUCCUUGUGACCAUACAGAUCCCCCUUCAGCUCAUUCUUAUUUAACCAGCAAAGCCCAAAUGUUUAACUUAAAAAAAUAAUCUUCUAUUAAAUAUUCUACUUUGGUAAAAGCAAAAUGCUCCCAGAGCCAAACUCGACCACAACUUUAAACCUCACAGCUCUGAUACCUGGUGGCUGUCCACCAGUCGGUAUUCAACUGGAAGGCGUGAUCUUACCACCAGUCCUCACCAUUGAUGUCAUACUGGGGUUGCUGGGAAACAUACUCGCUCUGUGGAUCUUCUGGUUUAAACUGAAGGCUUGGAACCCCAACAACUUGUUCCUCUUCAACCUGGUUAUCGCCGAUUUCUUGGCUCUGGUGAGUCUGCCGCUGAGGAUCGAUGCCUUGCUCAGGGGCUACUGGGUGUUUGGAGACGGCUUGUGCCGGAUGAACCUCUUCCUGAUGUUUUCCAAUCGCUCAGCAAGCAUCGCACUCAUGACUGUGGUGGCCAUUUACCGCUACUUUAAGGUGUGCCACCCUCACCACCCCUUCAACCGCAUGACCAAGCGGCAGGCUGCCUUCGCGUCGGUGUUCGUCUGGCUGUUGGUGAUCAGC